UAGAGGUUGUAUAUCAUCUUAUAUUUAAAACUCCUUGAUUCAAAACAAAAUCCACUUUCUGUGGAUGGAAGUUAACAAAAUCUUUAAUUAUUUUGUAAAUAUCUGUCUAUUAAUUUAAAGUUUAUAUUCAGAACGUAAGACCCCAGCUUAAAAGCAAAAAAUCACAAUUUUGUUCAAAUUUUCAUGUGAAUGAACGUGAAUUGCAAUAGAACGUUAUAUUAAUAAUUUACUUUUUGCUCCAACUACACAGAUGAAUAUCUAUACAUGUAAUAACAUUUACAAUAAAGUUUUCCAACACAGGGUAUACAUUUUCAGGGAGUUUAAAAAGAAAAUAAACAAAUUGUCGCAGAUUAAACUAUUUGAUAAGACUGUUAAAGCAACUCAAAUAUUCUCUGGUUUCUGGUUCUUAUGGCCUACGAGUGUAAGCAAGAACAAUAUAAAUGCUAUUAAAGAAGUAACCUUAGUUCCAUCGGUAACAGAAAUAGCUGACAAAAUGUUUGAAACAGGGAAAUAUGAAGAAUGUUACAACAUGCUUAUAAAAUAUAAGAUUCAAAAUGAUGUUGAAAUCAAAUGGCGUGUUUGUCGUGCAUUAUACAAUAUGGCUAAAGAAUCUAAAUACAACAAAAAAAUGAAAAAAGAAUUAAUUUUACAAGCCUAUAAUGUGGUUGCCGAAGAAUUAGAAACAAAUCCAGACAAUUUUGCUGUUCAAAAAUGGUAUGCUCUGAUAUUAGAUGCCAAAAGUUCAAACGAAGGUAUCCAAAAAAAGAUAGAACAACUUGAAAAUGUAAAAAAACAUAUGGAUCUUGCUGUCACUUUAAAUCCAAAUGAUGCAAGUCUCUUGCAUAUGCUAGGUGAAUGGUGUUUUCAAAUAAGUGAACUACCAUGGCAUCAAAGAAAAACUGCUGAUGCAGUUUUUGCACCAUUACCUUAUUCUACAUAUGAAGAUGCUCUGGAGUACUAUUUGAGAGCUGAGGCUGCGCAGCCAAGAUUUUACAGUAUUAAUCUUCUUAGACUUGGUUGUUGUUAUUUGAAACUUAAAAAAGAAGAUCAAGCUAAAUAUUAUCUCAAGUUAGCUGCAAGUUACCCUGCCAAGUCUGAUGAUGAUCAUCGCGCUAAUAAGGAAGCUGCAGAGUUAUUAAAGAAAUUUAAAUAAUAUUAAUUUCAAUCUUU
Messenger RNA from Vanessa tameamea, 1170 nucleotides. Its product is annotated as regulator of microtubule dynamics protein 1-like. Bases 251 to 1153 code for a protein of 300 amino acids. Gene Ontology annotation, cellular component: spindle microtubule; mitotic spindle pole; mitochondrion. Gene Ontology annotation, molecular function: microtubule binding. The transcript has 4 exons. The record is from RefSeq and is a predicted model, not a curated record. Lineage: Eukaryota; Metazoa; Arthropoda; Insecta; Lepidoptera; Nymphalidae.